This is a messenger RNA of Anguilla anguilla (European eel), 3735 nucleotides long. RefSeq names its product protein O-linked mannose N-acetylglucosaminyltransferase 1 (beta 1,2-) (gene pomgnt1). Gene Ontology annotation, molecular function: beta-1,3-galactosyl-O-glycosyl-glycoprotein beta-1,3-N-acetylglucosaminyltransferase activity. Gene Ontology annotation, biological process: protein O-linked glycosylation via N-acetylgalactosamine. Gene Ontology annotation, cellular component: Golgi membrane. The transcript is spliced from 22 exons. Bases 262 to 2226 code for a protein of 654 amino acids. NCBI's taxonomy places the organism in Eukaryota, Metazoa, Chordata, Actinopteri, Anguilliformes, Anguillidae. The record is from RefSeq and is a predicted model, not a curated record.
GAAGUUAGCCCUCGUCGCUGGAAUAUACCGUAGGAAGCCAUGUUAGUUAUUAGUUGUGCUUGUGAAAAUAGCGGUCGAGCAUGUAGCAUUUGCGGCUAGGUACAAAAACAAAUAUCGUCGGCAGCUGUGCCAGCAGUAAUAUUAUCAAACAUGGCUACGUGAUUGUGGUUAGCGGGACACAUUCUGGAUGCGGCGUAGCGCUGGUGGCAGCUAUACCGUGGUUGGUCAGGAGGAGAAGGGCUUCAGCCUCGUGCCUUAGUGAUGGACACCUGGACGCCGAACCCACGAGCCAAGCCUUUCAUACCCCGGCAACAGAGAAGCCUCUACCUCACCUGGAAGUACAAGCUCACCAACAAGCGAGCGAUCCGUAGAUUGUGUCAGGCUGGAGCAGUGCUAUUCCUGCUGGUGACGGUGAUCGUUAACAUCAAACUUAUAUUGGAUACCAGAAGAGUUGCCAAUGAGGAAGAGGCUGCACAAGAUUAUGAUGAAGCCCUGCCCAACAUGGAGACCCCCCGCAGGCCGCAGAAUGGCAGGAAGGUCCUGGACAUCGAGGUGUACUCCAGCCGCUCCAAGGUCUACGUGGCGGUUGAUGGAACCACUGUGCUGGAAGAUGAGAUGCGAGAGCAGGGAAGAGGAAUUCACGUAAUAGUUCUCAAUCAGGCGACUGGGCAUGUCAUGGCCAAGAGGGUGUUCGACACCUACUCCCCCCACGAAGACGAAGCCAUGAUCCUCUUCCUCAACAUGGUGACCCGCGGCAGAGUGCUCAUCUUCACCAUAAAGGACGAAGGCACCUUCCACUUGAAAGACUCUGCCAAGAACCUGCUGAAGAGUUUGGGGAGCCAGGUGUCCUUGUCGCUGAGCUGGAGGGACAUGUGGACGCUGGUGGUGAAGAAAGGAGGGCAAGUGUACGGAGAAAAGCACUCGAAGUCUCCCGCUCUGUCCACCUGGGGCGACCCUGUGCUGCUGAAGACCGAGGUGCAGCUGACGGCCUCUGAAGAGGCGGAGUGUCUCUGGGCGGACACAGAGCUGAACCGGAGGCGGAAGCUGUUCUGCAGUAAGGUCGAGGGCUACGGCAGCAUCUGCAGCUGCAAGGACCCCGCUCCCAUCGAGUUCAACCCCGACCCCUUGAAAGACAAUAAUGUCUACAAUGUCCCUGUGGCUGUGAUAGCAGGAAACAGACCUAAUUACCUUUACAGGAUGCUCCGCUCUUUGCUCUCUGCACACGGAGUCAACCCUCAGAUGAUCACAGUCUUCAUCGACGGAUAUUACGAGGAGCCCAUGGACGUGGUGGAGCUGUUUGGGCUGAAGGGGGUCCAGCACACUCCCAUCAGCAUUAAGAACGCCCGAGUGUCCCAGCACUACAAAGCCAGUCUGACUGCAACCUUCAAUCUGCAUCCAGAUGCCAGCUUUGCCAUCGUCCUAGAAGAAGACCUGGAUAUCUCCAUUGAUUUCUUCAGCUUUCUGAGUCAGACCAUCCAUCUGCUGAACGAGGAUGAGAGCCUGUACUGCAUCUCUGCCUGGAACGAUCAGGGCUAUGAGCACACUGCAGAGGACCCCUCGCUGCUGUACCGGGUGGAGAGCAUGCCGGGCCUGGGCUGGGUGCUGAAGAAGAGCCUGUACAAGGACGAGCUGGAGCCCAAGUGGCCCACGCCGGAGAAGCUGUGGGACUGGGACAUGUGGAUGCGGAUGCCGGAGCAGAGGAAGGGCAGAGAGUGCAUCAUUCCUGACGUCUCCCGCUCCUACCACUUCGGCAUCAUCGGCCUCAACAUGAACGGCUACUUCCAUGAAGUCUAUUUCAAGAAGCAUAAGUUCAACACUGUUCCAAAUGUUCAGCUGAAGAAUGUGGACAGUUUGAAGAGGGAAGCCUAUGAGGUGGAGAUCCAGAACUUGCUGAGGGAGGCAGAGCUGCUGGACCACAGCAAGAACCCUUGUGAGGACUCGUUCGUCCCGGACUCAGAAGGGAAGACCUACGUCAUGUACAUAAAGAUGGAGCAGGAGACUGACACUGCCACCUGGACCGAGCUGGCCAAGUGCCUGCAUGUGUGGGACCUGGACGUACGUGGGAACCACAAGGGUCUCUGGCGUCUCUUCAGAAAGAGAAACCAGGUGCUGGUGGUCGCGGUGCCGGUCUCUCCGUACUCUGUGAAGAAGCCGGCGUACGUGACCCCCAUCCAUUUGGAGCCCCCUCCCAAGGAAGAAGGCGGAGCCCCCAUGGAGCAGACGUAGCGCUAGCCUAUCCGGCGGCGCCCGUGACCCUAACUGCCCAUAGGCUUCGUUUGAGCACUAACCCAGGCUGGCGGGACCCACACUCAGAGCUUUAAGUGGGUGUUUGGGGAGGGGAAGGGAAGACGGGCAGAGACGACACACAUGAAAGGACAGACAGACGCCAGUCUACCAUUAUCCCCAUCCACUUUUCAUUUAAUCCCGAAGCAGCCCCUGUCAGUGACCGUCAUGCUAAUGAACAGCUACCGAGCAAAGAGCAGCUAGCUAGCUAGGUAGCUAGCCCUCCCGGAUUGGCUCAGAUCGGUCCCGCGUACUCUUAAAUUAAUCUCUCAGGCUUGAGACGGUCCACAUGCGCUAGCUCAGUGUCGUUCGUGUGGGGAAGAUGAGGUUUGGGGGACGCUCUCGGGGAAGGGAUCCCUUGAAAAGUACUGAAUAUGAAAUGUAGCCAUGACAACACAGCAUAGUAACUGGGGCAUCUUCCGAUGUGCGAUUUACCUUUAAGUGGAAAGACUGAAUUCGGAGGGUUAGAGAUGGAGUCGAUUCCAAAGGGAAACACUUGAAACCUUUGUUCCAAGCUUUCUUCUGGUUACAUGUGAGGAGUGGCUUUUUAGCAAACUCGCACAGUCAGAACAUAUUAGUUUCAAACUACUGGAGUGCUUUAUUUGUCUUGUACAUACAUUUUAACUUAUGCCUAUUUAUUUAACAUGUAUCAACAAAUAAGUGUUUCUAUUUAAUCAGCCUAUUCAAGAACAGCACAUUAAAAAUGCCCUAUUUCAUGGCAUUCUUUAAAUGUAGGCUCACUUGAUAGAACUGUGGUUUUCUAUUUCAAUGUGCCAAGAUACAGGUGAGACAGAAGGACAAUAUGUACGACUAACACUUGAACACACUACAUAAUCCGACUGCUCAUCACAAUCACUACACUGACCUGUGUGAAAUAGGAGUUUUAUUAUUCUGACUGAAUCGGAUGUACUUGAUAAGGCAUAUUUCAAAGGGCCUUUGUCCUGUGUGGCUGUCCUGGACAUGUGAUCAAAUUGGUUUUAAGCUGCUGUGUGGUUGAACGCUGUGGAAAGCUAGGAGAAAUAUGCUAAUUGUGUUUGUGGUAAAAUCAUUCUGGUUUUUAUUUCAAAUGUUUUAUCUUAAAUAAGGGAGAUUAAAAUGCAGUUUUGUGUAAUUCAGUCUCCUGUAUCUGACUAACUUUCGUCAGUAUUACCACUAGUUUAUUUUACUGUGUUUUGCAUUAUCAAGUGAAAGAUUGUAACAGGAAAGCAGUAUAGGGAGCUGGUUGCUAUGUGUUAUCAAUGCCAGAGAAUUCCUCUCUGGUACAAAACUGAAAGCGGCUAGUUUUUCAUUCAGUGUGGGAAGUACCACCAAGUAAGACGUCAUGGCGUUGCCAUAUUGGUCUGGUAACCGUCUGUUUUGCUUGUCUGUUUAUUCAGGUUCCCGUAAAUCUGACAAUAUCAAUGUGGUUCUUUUUUUGCUUUCUCUUCACUGAAUAAAAAAAUCUUUUUUUUU